This is a messenger RNA of Anisakis simplex (herring worm), 2565 nucleotides long. The record is from the annotation of a GenBank genome assembly. NCBI's taxonomy places the organism in Eukaryota, Metazoa, Nematoda, Chromadorea, Rhabditida, Anisakidae.
CCAGUGGUUUUGAAUGUAGAACUUUCGAAUCUUUCAGUGAUGACAGAACCCGAGCUAUUAGGCACAUCUCUUGACGACGAUUUGGGCCCUUUACCAGAUCGAGAUGCUGCGCCACCUCGAAGUCGAUUCGCUAAAGGUCGAUCAGAUUCAAUUGUGCCAACCGCAGGCCGAGAAGGUGCAAUUAUUCAGCCACGGCUUUACAAAGGUCAAUCGAUUGCUGUUUUCACGAGCGGUGGUGAUGCACCCGGUAUGAACAGCGCCGUACGUUCUGUUGUUCGAAUGGGUAUCUAUCUUGGUUGUCGAGUUUAUUUCAUUUACGAGGGAUAUCAAGGAAUGGUUGAUGGUGGUGAUAACAUUAAGGAAGCUGACUGGAAUGCUGUAUCAGAUAUCAUUCAGAAAGGAGGAACCAUAAUUGGCUCGGCAAGAUGUAAAGAUUUUCGCGAGAGAGAAGGUCGGCUUCGUGCAGCUGAAAAUCUCAUAGCACACAAUAUCACAAAUCUAGUCUGCAUUGGCGGUGAUGGCUCCUUAACUGGUGCGAAUUUGUUCCGUCAGGAGUGGCCAGAUCUUGUCAAGGAUCUGGUCGAAAAGGGUCGUAUCACUCUCGAAAAAGCUCAGCAAUGUCCCAAUAUUCAGGCGAGAUAUUUGCUAUCUUUUCUGUCGAUAGUUGGUCUAGUUGGUUCAAUCGAUAAUGAUUUUUGCGGUACGGAUAUGACGAUCGGUACAGAUACUGCGUUGCAGCGAAUUAUAGAAGCCAUCGACUCGGUGAUGUCGACUGCUCAAAGUCAUCAGCGUUCGUUUGUCAUUGAGGUGAUGGGUCGCCAUUGUGGCUACUUAGCAUUAGUGGCUGCUUUGGCAUCUGAAGCCGAUUUCUGCUUCAUUCCCGAAUGGCCAGCACCUACUGAUUGGCCUGAUGUGUUGUGCAAUAAACUACAACAAAUGCGAGCGCAAGGACAACGUCUGAAUAUUAUUAUUGUCGCUGAAGGCGCGAUCGAUCGUGAAGGAAAAGCGAUCACUGCCGAUAUUGUGCGUUCGGUGGUCAAAGAUACUCUUCACUAUGACACACGCGUGACCGUUUUAGGUCAUGUACAACGAGGCGGAGGCCCAUCGGCUUUUGAUCGUCUUUUAGGUUGUCGAAUGGGUGCAGAAGCGGUACUUGCGUUGAUGGAAAUGAAACCCGAGAGUGAACCGUGUGUUAUUUCAAUCGAUGGCAAUCAGAUGGUGCGUGUGCCACUCAUGCAGUGUGUGUUGCGUACGCAAGAGGUGCAAAAAGCGAUGGACGCUCGUGAUUGGGACAAAGCAGUAAAAUUACGUGGACGUAGUUUUCAACGAAAUUUAGACACGUAUCGGUUACUUACCAAACUUCAUAUUCCGCAAGAAAAAGAUAAUCUUUCUGCUGGACUUAUAUUUAAUGUUGCCGUCAUCAAUGUGGGCGCUCCGGCCGGCGGUAUGAAUGCAGCGGUUCGAUCAUUUGUUCGUAUGGCCAUCUAUCAUCACUGCAAAGUUUACGGUGUGCAGAAUUCUUUCGAGGGUCUUGCAAAAGGUGAUCUCAAGGAGAUGUCAUGGAGCGAUGUUAACAACUGGGUAAUGCAUGGUGGCUCAUUUUUGGGAACACAGAAGCAGUUACCUGAAAAAUGGAUGCCAGAAAUAGCAACUGUACUAGGUAGAUUUAAUAUUCACGCACUACUGCUUAUUGGUGGCUUUGAGGCAUACCAUUCAUGUCUUCUGCUCUCUCGUGCGCGACCGAUUUAUCAGUCGCUACGGAUCCCGAUUUGCAUAAUACCGUGCACGAUCAGUAACAACAUACCUGGCACGUCACUAUCUUUGGGUUCUGAUACAGCUGUAAACGAAAUCUGUCAUAUGAUCGAUAAAAUUAAACUGUCAGCGACUGGUACGAAACGUCGUGUAUUCAUUGUUGAAACAAUGGGUGGUUUUUGUGGUUAUUUGGCAACACUUUCUGCUCUUGCUUCUGGUGCUGAUAACGCGUACAUUUUCGAGGAGAAAUUCGGUGUUCUGGACAUUCUUGAGGACGUGAAGGUUACUCACUGCAUUUCAUUCGUUUUCGCCGUAAUUACAAGGAAGAUGCAAAGGGGUGUUCAACGCUACUUGAUCAUACGCUGUGAACUUGCCAAUAAAAAUUAUACGACUGAUUUCGUGAAACAACUUUUUGCUGAGGAAGGAAAAGGCGCCUUUUCCACAAGAACAAACGUUUUGGGUCAUGCCCAGCAAGGAGGAAGUCCGACACCGUUCGAUCGUAACCUGGGUACGAAACUAGCAUCUCGUGCGCUCGAAUAUCUUGUUACACAAGCCAAAGAAAAUUACAAUCGAGAAAAACAAACUGUGUCAGCCACCAAACCUGAUACUGCUACGCUUCUCGGUUUGCGCGGUCGACGAGUUGUUUUCACGCCGGUGGAGGACUUAGCUGGUGAAACCGAUUUCGAGCAUCGUCUCCCGAAAGAGCAAUGGUGGUUGAAAGUUCGACCGUUAUUAAGAAUCCUCGCUCAGCACGAUUCCACUUAUGAAGCGGAAUCAAAGGCCGUUCCUGAGUGUGAAGGCGAAAUCAAUUGA